UGCUCUAUAGCCUUUUCACUUAUGCCCUCCAUAAAUCAACCUACUUCUUCUUCUUCUUCUGUUUUUUUUUUUUUCAACGACGAGGAGACAUGUAUAUAUCACCUCUAGAAAUGAAACUAUAAACAAACGUACAAACAAAACAGCCUUAGUCUGGACAUGAUCAACAAGUGAAAAAUGAAUCAUGGAAGACUAGCCACAAUCAGACCAUCCAGCUUUUCAUUAUCCACUAAACAUAAUAAACCAGUUCUCUCAAAUCAUGACCAUAUUUCUCAUCCAACGGCUGACAAUAUCUCCUCUUCUUUGCAGCACUACAUUAACUCAGAUAACCCUUCCAAUGGCCAAAAGAUUCAUACCCAUGUUCUCAAAUAUGGGUUUAAUCCCAAUUUAAAUAUCUCCAUUAAACUUCUCAUAUUACACUUGAAAUGUGGUUCUUUGAAGUACGCGCGCCAGGUGUUUGAUGAAUUGCCUCACAGAACACUUUCUGCUUAUAAUUACAUUAUAAGUGGUUACCUCAAGCAAGGGCAAGUGGAGGAAUCACUUGGUUUGGUUCGCGGGCUGGUCUUUUCGGGACAAAAGCCCGACGGAUACACAUUCUCAAUGUUACUGAAAGCGUCUACUUGCGCUGGUUGUGUUCGGUUACCGCGUAGCUUAGGUAGAGUUGUGCAUGCCCAGAUAAUGAAAUCGGAUGUUACCGCAGACGACGUUCUUUAUACGGCACUCGUGGACUCUUAUGUUAAGAAUGGGAAGGUUGGUUAUGCGAGGAGAGUGUUCGAUAUGAUGUUUGAAAGAACUGUUGUGUGUUCAACGUCGAUGAUUACGGGCUAUAUGAACGAAGGCUCCUUUGAGGAUGCUGAGGAAAUAUUUAGGAAAACAGUUGUGAAAGACAUAGUGGCAUUCAAUGCAAUGAUUGAAGGUUAUAGCAAAUCGAUCGAACAUGCUUCGAAAUCACUUGAGAUGUACAUUGACAUGCAACGGAUGAAUUUCAGGCCUAAUAUUUCUACAUUUGCUAGCGUUAUUGGGGCUUGCUCAGUGUUGGCGACAUUUGAAGUUGCUCAGCAGGUCCAAGGUCAACUGAGGAAGACCCCAUUGUUUGCACACAUCAAGAUCGGAAGCGCUCUCAUAGAUAUGAACUCAAAAUGCGGCAGAAUUGAGGUCGCACGUAAAGUCUUCGAUGAAAUGCCCGAGAAGAAUGUGUUUUCAUGGACUUCCAUGAUAGAUGGUUAUGGGAAAAAUGGAUAUCCGUACGAAGCGCUAGAACUCUUUAGCAUAAUGCAAAAGGAAUACCAUAUCGAACCCAAUUUCAUCACAUUCCUUGGUGCAAUUUCUGCUUGUGGGCAUGCUGGGCUGGUUGAUAAGGGCCUGGAGAUCUUCGAAAGCAUGGAGAGGGACUACUCUCUAAAAUCGGGGAUGGAGCAUUAUGCUUGCAUUGUGGAUCUGUUGGGACGUGCAGGGCGGUUGAAUCAAGCGUGGGAGUUUGUUAAGGCAAUGCCCGAGAAGCCUAAUUCAGAUGUGUGGGCUGCUCUUCUGAGUUCAUGUAGACUUCAUGGUAACUUAGACAUGGCAAGUGUAGCUGCCAAAGAACUUUUUAAACUGAAUUCUAAAGAUAGGCCCGGGGCUUUUGUCGCACUGUCCAAUACUUUGGCGGCUGCGGGGAAAUGGGAUAGUGUGAGUGAACUUAGGGAGACAAUGAAGGUAAGAGGCGUAUCUAAAGAUACUGGACGCAGUUGGGUCGCUGCCGAUUAAUAUAGUUGGUAAGAUUAUUUAUUUGGCAGAGGAAAUUGUAUAGCAUCAUAUCGUCUUCGUUAUUGAAAUUGCUUAUAGAUACAUAUAUUCUUAUAAGCAUAGGUUUUACCACCCAAAACUACCUAAACCGCUGCAGUUCCAAACAAAGGAAUGGAAUUGUGAUUCGUAGUCCUGAUUAUGAAAAGCAUUGGAAGAUGACCAACCUUGGAUUUCAUUGUUGUUUGUAUUAGUGAUGAUGUUAUUUUCUCUUCUUCAUCAACAUUAGACUUUACUGUACAAGAAAAGCUCGUCGACUCCAUAAUCAAUUAAAUUUCUCAUUCGGGUCACCUUCAUGC
This is a messenger RNA of Morus notabilis, 2078 nucleotides long. RefSeq names its product pentatricopeptide repeat-containing protein At1g28690, mitochondrial. Bases 175 to 1743 code for a protein of 522 amino acids. Gene Ontology annotation, molecular function: RNA binding; protein binding. Gene Ontology annotation, biological process: RNA modification. The record is from RefSeq and is a predicted model, not a curated record. The transcript has a single exon. NCBI's taxonomy places the organism in Eukaryota, Viridiplantae, Streptophyta, Magnoliopsida, Rosales, Moraceae.